This is a messenger RNA of Macadamia integrifolia, 1374 nucleotides long. Its product is annotated as vesicle-associated membrane protein 724-like. Gene Ontology annotation, biological process: vesicle-mediated transport. The transcript is spliced from 5 exons. The coding region runs from base 330 to 1001 and encodes 223 amino acids. The record is from RefSeq and is a predicted model, not a curated record. NCBI's taxonomy places the organism in Eukaryota, Viridiplantae, Streptophyta, Magnoliopsida, Proteales, Proteaceae. Gene Ontology annotation, cellular component: membrane.
UUUAGUCCAAUAUGUUGACUCUGAUUCAACCACAAAUUGACAAACCUACCAUCUUCAUCUCCAUUUCUAGUUUCAUCCCCUUUUUUAAUUUGAAGUUUGGAAAUCAAAUCCAAGAAAACCUGCAUCACAGUCAGACCCACUUGCAGUAAAGGAAUCAAGCGGAGACCAGAGAUGAAGACACUGUUUUUGGUUUGAGAAGAUUCUGAUUGUUCUUGAUACAGCGGAUCUCCGCUGUGAGGGACUGAAGGGUGGGUUUCCCUUGUUCGCUUUCUUCUUCGAUUCUGAGGCGAAACUCCCAGACGAAACGAAGGAGGAAGAGAAAGAGAGAGAUGGGUAAGGCUCAGGAGUUGUUCAUUUACAGCUUCGUGGCUAGAGGUACCAUGAUUCUGGCGGAGUACACGGAGUUCACCGGCAAUUUCCCUGCAAUUGCAUCUCAGUGUCUUCAGCGCCUCCCUUCCUCCAACAACAAAUUCACUUACAACUGCGAUCACCACACCUUCAACUUCCUCGUUGAAGAUGGCUAUGCAUAUUGUGUAGUCGCCAAAGAAUCUGCAGGGAAGCAAGUCUCCAUAGCCUUCUUGGAACGGAUGAAAGCAGACUUUAAAAAGAGAUAUGGUGGAGGUAAAGCUGAUACUGCCAUAGCCAAAAGUCUCAACAAGGAAUUCGGACCUGUUAUGAAAGAGCAUAUGCAAUAUAUCAUUGACCAUGCUGAAGAGAUUGAGAAACUUUUAAAAGUGAAGGCUCAAGUUUCAGAAGUUAAAAGCAUUAUGCUUGAAAAUAUUGACAAGGCUCUUGAUAGAGGCGAGAAGCUAGAUAUUCUUGCUGAUAAGGCAGAAGAUUUGCGUUCUCAGGCCCAAGAUUUCAAGAAACAAGGAACAAAAAUCCAGCGGAAAAUGUGGUAUCAGAAUAUGAAAAUCAAAUUGGUUGUUCUAGGGAUCCUCUUACUUCUAGUCCUGGUGAUCUGGGUUUCUGUUUGCAAUGGUUUUAACUGCACUAAUUAAUGUUCCUUAAGCAUACAAGCAUACAAUUCUGGAUUGAUGCAAGCAGAUCUUCGAUCAAAAUGAUUGAAUUCAUCAGGGCAAGGCAGGGCAGGGGGGAGGGCAGAAAUUUGGUUUUGGAUGUAAAGUUCUUUAUGCCAUUCUUUUUUAACCAUCAUAUAGAAGAAUUCCGUUGGAGGCAUCACUUUAGAAUGUGAGAUUUAUUUGGUGGGAUCAGCAGUUGUCUUGUUUCAGUUCCUUUUCUUUGUUUCUCUUUUGAAAAUAGAGUACUUAAGGUAAUGGAUAUGUAGUGAUAUGUUGAGAGUUUGUCUGUUGUAAGGACAUUUGUUUUUGCAGGUAAGCGAAACUAAUUUAUUGGACCAUUGUUUUGUAACUG